AUGCGAUUCGUGCGGAGGCAAACACGCCGUAUUCGGGCCUUGUGGCUUCGAUUCCUCCCCCGACAAUUCCGACGGUGGAAGCACCACAGCCAGUUGGUGUUUGCUUGCUUAUCCAUGACCAUUGUGCUUAAUACCCUUUACGGACUUUAUCCCGGAUACUUUUCUCUGAAACGUAGGAAGUUUGUUUUUUCUAAAGUGGUUGCGGUUUACUGUUUCACAGUGGCCGUGAUACUCGGAUUGUUUUACAUCUGGCAUAUCUAUAAAGGACUCUCGGCGGGUGAUAUAAACCUACGUCAUACCAUAGAAAUAUUUUGCUACAUGAACGUCACCGUUUGCCUGAUAAACUUCAUUACCCAGUGGCCAAUAAUAAAGCCUGUCUUACGAUUCCAAAACAGUGUGCCACUCUUUGAGGUCCUUAAUUCCCUGGAAAUGUCCAUGAUGUUGGUGUGGAGGGCCUUUAUCUAUGGUGUUCUCAAGAUUCUGGUUUGUCCGCUCGUCGCGUAUAUAACCCUGAUUCUCUACCAGAGACGUGCCCAUCCGGAUCUUAGGUGGACAAGUUUUGCCACUGUGAGGACGAUGCUGCCUCUGAUAGUAUCCAAUCAAAUAAACAACUGCUUCUUUGGAGGCCUGGUCAUUGCCAACUUAGUAGUGGCUGCGAUUAAUAAAAAGCUACUCGGCAUUGUCAAGGAGGUCAAUAUGCUGCAAACUCCUGGACAGAUGGAUCUCCAGAAGCCAUACUACCGAAUGCGUCGCUUUUGCGACUUGGCCGAUGAAUUGGAUGAACUGACUAAGAAGUAUGGGCUGACUGCCUGCCACUCCAAGGGAUACCUACGGUUCACGGAUUGGUCGAUGAUCCUGUCCAUGCUGAUGAACUUAAUAGGUAUUACCAUGGGCUUCUAUAAUCAGUAUCUGGCCAUUGCAGAUUACUAUAUAAACGAGGAACCUUUCGAUCUCUCUCUGGCCAUUGAUCAGUUGGUGUUUCUGGCAGUUCCCUUCAUGGAGCUAGUCAUGGUGACCAGGAUAAGCAAUCAAAUGUUACAGGAGACCAGGAGAACCGGUGAACUCUUGCAACGCUUUGAUCUUCACUACGCCGAUGUUCGUUUCAAGCAGGUGGCUAAUGCCUUUUGGCUACAGGUUUCCACAAUUAACUACAAAUUGAUGCCUCUGGGUCUCUUGGAGCUGAAUACAUCCUUGGUCAAUACAGUUUUCUCGGCCGUCAUUGGAUACUUGUUGAUUCUCAUUCAGUCUGACUUGACCUUGCGAUUUUCACUUAAAUAA
This is a messenger RNA of Drosophila kikkawai, 1278 nucleotides long. It is a transcript of the gene Gr97a, whose product is annotated as Gustatory receptor 97a. Lineage: Eukaryota; Metazoa; Arthropoda; Insecta; Diptera; Drosophilidae. Gene Ontology annotation, biological process: male courtship behavior; chemosensory behavior; sensory perception of taste. The record is from RefSeq and is a predicted model, not a curated record. Gene Ontology annotation, cellular component: neuronal cell body; axon; dendrite.